Messenger RNA from Morone saxatilis (striped sea-bass), 994 nucleotides. RefSeq names its product FSD1-like protein. The record is from RefSeq and is a predicted model, not a curated record. Lineage: Eukaryota; Metazoa; Chordata; Actinopteri; Moronidae. Gene Ontology annotation, molecular function: protein binding.
GACGACUCGUCCGGCGGCGUCAGAGAACAUGUCGCACUUUACAGUCGACUUUAGCACGCAGAGGGCGGGGCUUCAACGACUUCACUUCCUGCCAGUUCCCAGGGCUCCAGAGAUCGACGUCUCCAGCUGCGUCAUCCGGGACAAUGCCAUCAUGGUAUCCUGGCGACCAGCUACUGAGGUUGACAGCGAUGAUGACAUCAGUGUCAGUGGACCAAUCGAACGCUACGAACUCGAAUACCGAAAAACAAACUGUGACAUCUUGAUGAGAGCCGCAGGAGAGGCAUGCUGGGAAAAAAUUAACGACAUCAGAGAGACACAUGUCACCAUCUCAGGUCUGAAAUUUGACUCUCGCUUCAUCGUUGUUCGUGUUCGAGCAAGAAACAAGGCGGCCGCCGGCGAGUUCUCAGAGCCCGUCCCCAUGGAAACCAGAGCGUAUAACUUUGGGUUUGAUGCGGUGACGGCUCACCCUGAACUCAAGGUUCAGAGUGACACUGUGACCUGGGAGCCGCAGGGGGUCAAAGGUCACGACCCCCGACUGAGAGGAAAGGAGAAUAAGAGCAGCAGCAGAAGCGCCACGCCGUCCCCCAAUAAGACAGCAGGAAGUCGAGCAGGACGCGAUCGAUUCGCUGGGGAGUCGUACACAGUGCUGGGUGACCAGGAGAUGAGUGGUGGCUGUCACUACUGGGAGCUCCGCCCCCUGGAUGACUGGAAGUCAUUCAGUGUAGGUGUGGCCUACCGGGCAAGUCUGGGCCGCUUUGACCAAUUAGGGAAGAGUGCUGGUUCAUGGUGUCUCCACGCCAGCCAAUGGCUGCAGAGCUCGCUCGCCGCAAAACACAACAACCGAGCGAAAGCACUGGAUUGGCCGCUGCCGCAGCGGAUUGGGAUCUACUGCGACUACGACAACGGUGAUUUAUUGUUUAUCGACGUCGAACACCUUCGUCUUCUUCAUGCCUUCAAAACGAAGUUCAACCAGCCGCUUGUCCCCGCCUUCACU